CGGACAAAAUGGUUCAACGCUUGACUCUGAGAAGACGUCUCUCCUACAACACCAAGUCCAACAGGAGGCGUAUUGUGCGCACACCUGGCGGUCGUCUGGUAUACCAAUAUGUGAAGAAAAAUAAGACCGUGCCAAAGUGUGGUCAAUGUAAAGAGAAGCUAAAGGGUAUUCGCCCCACACGCCCAUGCGAACGUUCCCGCCUGUCGAAACGUCAAAAGACCGUUGCCCGUACCUAUGGUGGUGUUUUGUGCCACAGGUGUCUGCGUGAGCGUAUCGUUCGUGCUUUCCUCAUCGAGGAACAGAAAAUCGUGAAGGCGCUGAAGAGCCAACGUGAAUUGUUGGUAAAACCAGUAAAGCCCGUAGCCGAGAAGAAAACCGCCAAGGCGCAAGCUAGCAAAACAGCGGGAGGCAAGUCAGCUGCCAAGAAACCCGGCCAGAAAUCCACUGGCAAAUCCAAGAAGUAAACAAUAGUUGAUGGUUACGCGAAGGAUGGGAUGAUUUUUAAUGUAAAAGUGGUUUAGAGAAGAAUAGGGUGUAAUAAAAUUUAAAUUGUACGUUGAAUCCUGAACGUAUAAUGUAUGAUGAAAAAUAUAGAAGCACUGUUCUUUUUUAAA
Rhagoletis pomonella (apple maggot) is the source of this 614-nucleotide messenger RNA. It is a transcript of the gene RpL34a, whose product is annotated as 60S ribosomal protein L34. Gene Ontology annotation, molecular function: structural constituent of ribosome. The coding region runs from base 9 to 464 and encodes 151 amino acids. Gene Ontology annotation, biological process: translation. The transcript is spliced from 2 exons. Gene Ontology annotation, cellular component: ribosome. The record is from RefSeq and is a predicted model, not a curated record. Lineage: Eukaryota; Metazoa; Arthropoda; Insecta; Diptera; Tephritidae.